Alligator mississippiensis (American alligator) is the source of this 4340-nucleotide messenger RNA. It is a transcript of the gene NATD1, whose product is annotated as N-acetyltransferase domain containing 1. The transcript is spliced from 3 exons. Bases 45 to 377 code for a protein of 110 amino acids. NCBI's taxonomy places the organism in Eukaryota, Metazoa, Chordata, Crocodylia, Alligatoridae. The record is from RefSeq and is a predicted model, not a curated record.
GUCUGCGGCGCGGCGGGCGCGGGAGCGCCGUGCCCGGCCCGGCCAUGGCCCACGCCGCCGCGCUCGGCCCGCCCGAGCCCGCCGGCCCCAUCCGCGUGGAGCACGACCGCCGCCGCCGGCAGUUCACGGUGCGGCUCAACGGUUGCCACGACAAGGCAGUGCUGCUCUAUGAGUACGUGGGGAAGAGGAUAGUGGACUUGCAACACACGGAGGUCCCUGAUGCUUACCGAGGAAGAGGAAUAGCCAAACACCUGGCCAAGGCAGCCUUGGAUUUUGUGGUGGAAGAGGACCUGAAAGCUCAUCUGACGUGCUGGUACAUUCAGAAGUACGUCAAGGAGAACCCCCUGCCGCAGUAUCUGGAACACUUACAGCCUUAAUGCAGGACGCUGCCGAGCCCAGACUGCUCUCACACCAGCAGGCCCCGUCCCUGACUCUCCAACGCGGCCUUUGCUUCUGCGCGGUCUCAGGAAACCCCACCUUCCCACCCCCACACGCACUCAAAAGUCUUUGUGUUUCUUCAAGUGCAUACAUGUGGUGCAUGCAUGGGCUGUGACACCCACCCCCAACCACCUCCCGCCACCUCGGCCCCAGGUGUUGAGGCCAGCCACUACCCUCCCACGGCCAGCCUGGCUCAGGGUUUUGUUUACAACGGCCUCCUCCUUCACCGUGCCCUGGGUUGGAAAAGGGUGGUUUUCUGUCCACCUCCUUCACCAGGGCAGGGAGAGGACUGGGAUCUCCACCUCCAUCAGCAGCAUCCUCUCCCCUACAGCUUGGGGAAAGCAAUGACCAGACUCCGGCCUGCUUUCAUCUUGGAGGUUCACAUGGAUGCUGAGACUUAACCAUCCUGGAGUGUGGGGUAGUGAAAAAGCCCGCUUCCCUGGGCAGGUUCUCACCCAGGUCCUGUUGCAAAGGGACCGGGAAGACCGUGCCCAGCCUAAAUCCACCUGAAAGGUGAACUGGAGCCAGAGGGGGGGAAAAAAGCUUCCAUGACUGCUCUUCCCUCGAGCAAAGCAAGCAGCUGGCACCUGAGGACUAGGGCAUGGUGUCAAAGGGUCUCUGCUCUGAGAGACAUGGGAUGAUGAGACAUUGAGACUGUGAUAUUUCCUAGCCCAGAAAGGGGACUGACUUGUGGGAGGUGAUCUGCCUUCAGUUUGGGCAGCAACAUGGAGGGCUGCAGAAGAGCAGCUGGUCAGUUCAUCACCUCCUUUUCACAGCCCCGCUGCCUUCAGUCAGCCUGGGAUAGGGGAGGAGAAGGGAUGAUCGAAAACUCUGCUACACAUGGGGAGGGAAGGGAGUUUUCAAUUCAGUCUCUUCUCUUGAUGCAUCUUUGACUCUGCCACGCAUGGGGACAUUCCCCUGAGGGGGGAGGAGCAAUAACAGGCUGGUGGAGGAGCCAGCGCUGGCAGGACUGGCCGCUGCCCAGGGCUUUGCUUUUCCAUCUCCUUGAGAUUUCAGGUGGAGCCCGACAAGGCUUGGCAGCACCCUCAGCCAGGGGGGCACACAGGUGCCAAGAACCAGCCAAGCAGGAUCUACCAUCCCUGCCAAACGCAGACCCACGCGCACUGUGCCAAGCAAAACAGAACGCCACGGCUCCUCGGGGUGUCCUGCCCCAGUGGGGAAGGGAGGAGGGCGUGCAUCCUGCCCCGGUGGAGAAGGAGAGGCCAGGCCGCAGCCUGCGCCAGCUCUUCCACCGGCUUGCAGAAUCAUCUUCCCUUGUCCGGGCCUUGUAUGGGGCUGCAGGCAAGAAUGGAGCAUCCCCGCAGAACUGACGUGAGGGAGCCAGGCGGCAAGUGCUAUGAAAUAGCAUCCCCCGACUCCUCUUCUGAAGUGCAAGCUGCUGCCACCACUUCACUAAACAGCCCAGGCCUGAGAUUUCUUUCCACCGGCCUCAAAACCUGGUCUCGUUUUCUCCCUGCUCUGCUAGUGUCAGUGCUGUUCGUUGAUGUGAUGUUGGCAGGGAGGCAACCUGGAAGCCGGAUCCAAGAGCUGUCUGCCCUGCAGGCAGGACCAGACCUUUGCCUUCCCUUUGUAGAGCAGAGGUGGAGGGGCUACGGAGGGGAAGGUUCCUCCUCGUUCUAGUUUUGUGCUACUCGGCAGGAGGAAAAAGUUAUAACGUGGUUAAUUGACAGGAUUUUACCCCUUUAUUCCAUAGAAGUGUGGUGCUAGAAGACCCAAAAUGCAGCCAAAGCCUCAUUAACUGCAUUUAUAGCCAACGUUUUCAGGAGACAGAAAAGAUUUCAGAGAAAUGGGACUGCUGCUCUGAUUUCAGGGGAUGUCAGUGUUGUUUCAGGCAGCUAGGCCGGUUCUGUAUGGGAUGCAGCAGCCUCGGAGCGCUCUGAUAACUGAACAGCUGAUAACUACAGCUGGACAGUUGCUGAAAUUAGGGGAGUUUCAGGCGAUUUGUAGUGAAAGCUGGAGCAUUUCGCCUGUACCCCAUGUCUAAAUUCAGCCUUGAUUUUGUAGGGACCCAGAAUGACCAUCUGGUUGCUGUGCGGUGAGCUAAAUGAGAGUGGAGCUCAGUUCUAUUUCUAGAUCCUGAGCCAAACUCCAGGGUGAUGCAUGGAAAGACUUGUUGGUUUCAGAGGACUCGGGCUCAGUGCUGGCAGGGGACAGGUGUCUGCAUCGCUGACUCCUCAGCCAGGGUUAUUGCUGGCAGAGCAUUCAGUGACAGUCGGCACGAAGGCUGACUGUCCUCUGGGGACAUGGCUCCAUCAGGACCUACCCCGUUGCUGUCCAGACUGCAUCACUUCUGUUGGACUUCCAACAUCAGGGCCUUCGGUUUAGCACCUUUCACCCACUGUUCAUUCACCUCCGUUUGUUAAGCACAAGAAGUUGGAAUUUCAAUCGUGUUCGGGUGCUGACGCCCGAGUGAAAACUUCCCACGCCGUCUCCCAGACUUCGUAGUCUGCCUUCCACACACAACAUCCUUAGUUGGAAACGUCCUUCAGACUUGUCACAGCACCAGCUUCCAUCAUCACGGGCCUUUCCUACACCUAAGGAGGUGGAUGAAUGCAGCAGAAAUGCCUCCGAUUUGUGCUGUCCGUGGUGGUGCAGUGUUGCAGUCUGCCCGACCUUCUCCAUAUUUCUCACGUACGGCAGCUUCCUCUGCUGCUCCCAGGGGUAGAGAAUGAGGCCAGGCAGUCGAAAGGAAUCGAAGAUGGGGAACAUUUGGCCUAAAGAAGGAUGAGUUUUGCCCGCACCGUAGCUGUGUAAUGUUGAGCUGCUGCCUCUGAAGGUCCAGGUGUUUUGGUGAAUCCUUUCCCCCUCCUCUGCAAGCUGAAGGUGGAAACAGGGUGGCUUGUUUAAGAUCUGAGAAGCAAAAUGCCAGGGCAAGGCCAGCACUGCAAACCUCAUCCCUCUUUUUUUUAUUCUCUCUCUUUGUAUUAACUUCUGCAUGUGUCCAGCUUCCAGAAAUACAGUUGUCUCCUGCCUGAAGGCCUCCCGAAGGAUUCUGGCGCUGCCGUUUCACAUGGGAAGCACAGGCGCAGAGGUUGAAAGUGGAGUCCUUCGUGCUAUUUCAAAGGGAACCGCGCGCCUCCUAGAUCAGAUCAAGGUUGGCCGUCCCUGCCUUAAAACAAGCGCAGUACGUGGUAUUGCCACUGUUUCACUCUGAGGUGCUAUGAUCAUUUCAGUUUCUGACGUGAUGGAGAUGUUCGAUAGUGUUGUGCCCCACAGUUUUACUGCUGUAUCCCCUUCCCCAUCACCACUACCGCCUUCCCUUAAUUUCCUGUAUUAUUUGAUGUUUGGUGAAUAGCAAUACCUACGUGUCAAGGCAGGUCAGCCGUGAUACUGCAAUCCUCCACGCUGCAGGAACCCAUCAGUGCCAGUCUGACGUGACCACUGAGUCCCUGGCGAGGGAGGGCUCUCCCCAAACCACUUCCAUCACCCAUCCUUUCCUAGCUCAUCUCAGUGGAAAGGCAUCCCCUGUACAGUUGCUGAGGCCCUAAAUAUUGUGUGACGUUCUGCGGUGCUGCCUGGCCUUGGCACGCGGCCUGCGAGACUGGGGACGGCAGAGGGGAAGUGGCUCCGUUGCAUAUUGAGGUCACAAAGCUCACUUGAAUUAAAGACCUGGGGAAACUAUAGGUCAUGUAACCUACUUCUCCAUCAACCAACUUGAAGCUCCCUCUUUCUUGUAUGGCCUCCAAUGUUGUGUCUCCCUCCGUUUAGGUUUUUAUUCUGUUGAUUUAAGUGGUAACUAUGUGCCUUUCCUGCUCAGGACCUGUUACAAACAACCUUUCGGCUUUCAUUUGUGUCUAACAUUAUCCUCCCCUUCCUGUCAUACUAUUAAACAUGAACAUAUUGCAUGGAAUACAAUUCAAUAAAAAGUGUGGCUUAACCAA